CAUCCACCCCGCGCUGUGUGACGCCAUCGCCGCGCGACGCGGCGCCUCCGGGAGCCCUGGGUCACGGCGGAGGAUCGUCGUCUGCAGUGACAGGUUCCCUGUGUGGCCUCGCGUGGCCCGGCCUCAGUUUCCCACCUACUGAGUAGAGUUCUGCACGGUCCUACAUCAGGGCCAGUGACUCUUUCCUACUGCCACCACAGCUCUAAGGGAAAACGAUGCAGUUGGGCAGCCUGCUUGGCCUGCUGAGACUCUGCGCUGCGAGGGCAGCCUCCCCUGCACCCUGCCACCUACACACAUCCUCUUGGAGAGCUGAUUGCAACAGGGCUUCAUUCACUCGACUGCGUCGCCAGGCCUAUGGUCGCCUCUACCCUGUGCUGUUGGUCAAACCGGAUGGCUCCACGGUCCAUAUCCGAUACCGGGAGCCAAGAUGUAUGCUAACGCAGAUGCCCCUAGACCUGGAUGCCCUGUCUCCAGAAGAUCGCCGGGCUCGGCUUCGAAAACGUGAGGCUAAGCUCCUGCAGAGGACAGAAGAGCCAGAGAUGGUUGACAGUUUUGACGCUGAACAGUACAAACAGUUUUGGACCAAGACCAAGAAGUAAUUCUGCCAGGGAGUUACAGCAGAGACAUUUUGUAAGGAUGGAGAGGGAUCUGUCUUUAAACAAUACAUUCUUGAAACCAUG
Meriones unguiculatus (Mongolian gerbil) is the source of this 680-nucleotide messenger RNA. RefSeq names its product mitochondrial ribosomal protein L55 (gene Mrpl55). Gene Ontology annotation, biological process: translation. Gene Ontology annotation, molecular function: structural constituent of ribosome. The record is from RefSeq and is a predicted model, not a curated record. Lineage: Eukaryota; Metazoa; Chordata; Mammalia; Rodentia; Muridae. The transcript is spliced from 4 exons. The coding region runs from base 216 to 599 and encodes 127 amino acids. Gene Ontology annotation, cellular component: mitochondrial large ribosomal subunit.